Ananas comosus (pineapple) is the source of this 1080-nucleotide messenger RNA. Its product is annotated as protein PLASTID REDOX INSENSITIVE 2-like. The transcript has 3 exons. Lineage: Eukaryota; Viridiplantae; Streptophyta; Magnoliopsida; Poales; Bromeliaceae. The record is from RefSeq and is a predicted model, not a curated record. Gene Ontology annotation, biological process: regulation of gene expression. Bases 188 to 859 code for a protein of 223 amino acids.
CGCCCCGAAUACGAAACGGGUUAAAGAGAUAUAUUUCAUAAUCCGCCCUGCCUCAUAAUUCAUCUCAACUCAAUUGAAAACGUCAAUUUAGCUAGAUUUCUUCCUAUUCCACACUCCACAGAGAAAUAAUAUAUGGGAUGAGACUUGAGUUGAGCUCGACUCAGAACUCAGAGGAAGCGCUGCAGAGAUGGUGGCGACAGGGUUAGGGGGAGCCGCAGCGUUAUCCCCUCUUCUGCUUCUCCCUACUUGUAGCUCCAACAAAUGCCCACCAUCUCUGCUACCACCCUCUUCUCCUCUGCUCUCUCGUAGUCCCCCCCUCCUCCACGGCCGCUCUUCUCUCUCUUCGUCUUCGUCUUCGUCUUCGUCUUCAUCUUUCCAAGCAUGUUGUCUUCGGUCUCCCUAUCCCUCCUCUUCCUCCACCCUUUCAAGAACAACCCAUCAUCGCUUCUUUCCUCUCCAACUUCCACUUCCCAUCUCCUCCCCCACUUCCCACUCGACCCAUCCCCAUCUCCUCUGUAGGGCCACUGAGUACAAAUUUCCCGACCCAAUCCCCGAAUUCGCUGACGCUGAGACCGACAAGUUUAGGACUCAUAUGCUUGCGAGGCUGACCGAGAAGAAUCAGUAUUUCGGCGAUUUUGUUGAGGAAAUCGUCGACAUCUGCACCGAGAUCCUAAGUAAUUUCCUACACGCAGAAUACGGUGGGCCUGGGACACUCUUGGUUAUACCUUUCAUCGACAUGGCCGACACUAUCAGAGAGAAGGGGCUUCCGGGGGCGCCUCAAGCCGCUCGGGCGGCAGUCUGGUGGGCCGAAAAGCACAUCGACAAGGAUUGGAAGGAAUGGACUGGAGAUAGGGACUGAAGACUGAAAAUCUUUCUUGCAAACAGGCGUAACGCCUAUUAGAUCAAUGUUGAGACGGAUGAUCUUUGCCUUCGCGGCUGUAACUGAACUACAAACAGUGAUAGGCUAUUGAGAGUAUUAUCAGUUGGUUAUGUCAGUUUAUUACUGAACAGUGAUAAGCAGGCAAAAUGUAGGAAGUUUUUCUUUUGUUGUUAUAGCAAUGAAACUUUUAUUAUCCUCUU